AUGGCUAGUCAGUUGAUCUCCCCGUUUCUGGUCCACAGGGCCCCUGUCCUGGCGAUCCUUGUGUUCGCAGCCAUUGCGAUUGGAAUAUGGGUCCGUCGUGAUCGCCGGCUGGAUAAAAUGCCGGGACCCAAGGGGUGGCCUCUGGUUGGUAUUGGGCUUGGACUGCCAAAACAGAGUGCCUUCAUGCACAGGUGGGGCCUCGAGUAUGGCGAGGUGUUCAAGCUCCGGGUGGGCUGGUACAACUGGGUUGUCAUCAACAGCCCAGAGGCUAUGAAGGAGAUCAUGGACAAACAGGUGCUGUCUACGCCAAUGACUGCCUCGUUCAUCCCGGUUCAGGAAUUCGAAGCAAAGCAGCUUCUUUACGAUAUCGCCUUCGACAACAAAAACCAGCGCGACUUCUACUGGCAUGUCCGUCGCUUUUCCUUCAGCAUUCACAUGACUGCAACUUAUGGCCGUCGUGUGGAUAGCUGGCAGCACGAGGACGUCAAACAGGCCAACAAGACAUCACAGAUCCUGGGCCAGGUGUCCAAGCCGGGUUCAUUCCUGGUGGACGAGCUGCCGUUCCUGGCGAACCUGCCAGCGUUCUUGCAGCCCGGCCGAAGGCGCGCCGCGACCUACACCAAACCAAUCCUCGACGCCAGACUGCGACUGUGGAACCGUUUGAAAAAGGAGCUUGAGGCCGGCCACGCGCCCAAGUGUGUCGGCCGCGAGCUGCUGGAGAACGAGUCCUUCUGGAAGGGCCAGGGCCUAGCUGAAGUAGACGCUGCGUGGAACAUCAGCGGCCUGGCCGAGGCAGGGUCCGAGACAUCUUUCGUCACCAUGAACAACCUGAUCCUCCACCUGGCUGCUUCGCCGGACUCGCAGAGGCGUGCCUUCGACGAGCUGAUGCGCGUUGUCGGGCCGGACCGGACUCCGGCCUUCGAGGACGUGCAGAACCUGCCCUACAUCCGCGCUUGCGUUAAAGAAAUGCUUCGGCUGCGGCCCGUUCCCAUCUGGGGCACCAAGCACUUUACCGACGCGGAUGUGAAGUACAAGAAUUACGUGAUUCCCAAGGGGACCGUUCUUCUCGCCAAUACCUCUUUUCUGGGUCAGGACCCGCAGCGCUACGACGAACCGUUUACCUUCCGGCCGGAGCGUUUCUUGAAUUAUCCCAAGUACAGCGCGGAAUACGCGGCUGGGGACCCCUACAAGCGUGACCAUUUUGCAUUCGGCGCCGGAAGACGCAUCUGUCCCGGUGCAAAACUCGGCGAGAACACGCUGGACAUCGGGCUGAUGAACCUCCUGUGGGCGUUCGAGGUGCGCCCGCCAUUGAUGGAAGACGGGACGGAGGCGACGACCAUGAACAUGGACUUUGACUCGGCCUUCCAGCCGACUGCUUUUGCGGCGCCAAAGCCGUUUGCGGCGAGGUUUGUGCCACGCAGCGAAAAGGCGUUGCGCAUGGUGCAGGAGCAGUGGGAGAGAGGGCUGAGGGAAGGCUACAUGCUUGGCAAAAAUCAUGUCACUGCUUCUGGGGUGGAUCACUGA
Molecule: messenger RNA, 1524 nt
Organism: Diaporthe citri
Lineage: Eukaryota; Fungi; Ascomycota; Sordariomycetes; Diaporthales; Diaporthaceae
Exons: 3
Coding region: 1-1524 (507 amino acids)
Molecular function (GO): oxidoreductase activity, acting on paired donors, with incorporation or reduction of molecular oxygen; heme binding; monooxygenase activity
Source: RefSeq, a predicted model, not a curated record